AUGUGGAGAAGAUUCUGUGAGACUGUAGACCAGACUCAGUCUCUGCCUCCUCAGUCUCUGCUUCAGUCUCUGCCGCCUCAGUCUCUGCCGCCUCAGUCUCUGCCGCCUCAGUCUCUGCCGCCUCAGUCUCUGCCGCCUCAGUCUCUGCCGCCUCAGUCUCUGCCGCCUCAGUCUCUGCCGCCUCAGUCUCUGCCGCCUCAGUCUCUGCCUCAGUCUCUGCCGCCUCAGUCUCUGCCGCCUCAGUCUCUGCCGCCUCAGUCUCUGCCGCCUCAGUCUCUGCCGCCUCAGUCUCUGCCGCCUCAGUCUCUGCCGCCUCAGUCUCUGCCGCCUCAGUCUCUGCCGCCUCAGUCUCUGCCGCCUCAGUCUCUGCCUCAGUCUCUGCCUCAGUCUCUGCCUCAGUCUCUGCCUCAGUCUCUGCCUCAGUCUCUGCCUCAGUCUCUGCCGCCUCAGUCUCUGCCUCAGACUCUGCCUCAGACUCUGCCUCAGUCUCUGCUUCAGUCUCUGCUUCAGUCUCUGCUUCAGUCUCUGCCUCAGUCUCUGCCUCAGUCUCUGCCUCAGUCUCUGCCUCAGUCUCUGCCUCAGUCUCUGCCUCAGUCUCUGCCUCAGUCUCUGCCUCAGUCUCUGCCUCAGUCUCUGCCUCAGUCUCUGCCUCAGUCUCUGCCUCAGUCUCUGCCUCAGUCUCUGCCUCAGUCUCUGCCUCAGUCUCUGCCUCAGUCUCUGCCUCAGUCUCUGCUUCAGUCUCUGCUUCAGUCUCUGCCUCAGUCUCUGCCUCAGUCUCUGCUUCAGUCUCUGCUUCAGUCUCUGCCUCAGUCUCUGCCUCAGUCUCUGCCUCAGUCUCUGCCUCAGUCUCUGCCUCAGUCUCUGCCUCAGUCUCUGCCUCAGUCUCUGUAA
This is a messenger RNA of Knipowitschia caucasica, 891 nucleotides long. The record is from the annotation of a GenBank genome assembly. Lineage: Eukaryota; Metazoa; Chordata; Actinopteri; Gobiiformes; Gobiidae.